CUCUUUUCUGAUCGUUUGGUAGGACUAUAGGAAACAUUUAUAGGUAUCACCUGUGCAUAUGUUUUGAGUUUGAAAUAAUGGACCUGUUCUCCACUUGUUGAUCGUCCUGCGCAUACGUAGCUUCCCCGCAUUACCUUACGCUCUGGAGCUCCCCUGACCUGAGACACUGGAGCUACUACAUAACAUCAACAUCCCCCAACAACCUCACGAAGCUGUGCUUCUCAACCACAACACAACACAAUUCAUUCAUAAGAAAUACCACGCAAUCAUGGGAGGUGAAACUUUCGAAAUCAUAAAUCAUAAAAGCACCUAUCCAAAAUUGUCUGCACAUCCCGUCGGACAAUGGAUUCCAGGCAUCUACAAGGAUAGGAUUGCCAUGUUCACUGGUGGAGGACAAUAUGAAUCAAAGAAUCUGCGGGCGUAAGUGCUUUUAUUUAGGGAUAGUACUCGUGGAGAUACUAAUUUUUCGAGAUAGAAUGCUUUCCGAAGGCUCUGCCUCCGGAAAUCCACACGUCAAGCUCUCUGUAUGGGAUGCUCCUGACUUAUCCAGACCGACUUUCGAUGAUGCCACGAAACACAAAUUCAAACCAGCGGCUGUGGGUGACUGGUUCGGUCCAUCAUGGUCAACGCAUUGGUUCAAAGUCCAGAUCACAGUUCCAAAAGAGCUCUUAAAGAAAGACCUCCUCGAAUUCCACUGGGAUGCGAAUAACGAGGGAAUGGUAUGGACCGAGGAUGGCAAACCACUUCAAGGAUUGACUGGUGGAGGAGAAAGAGUGGAAUGGAUUCUGCCGGAGAAAUUCAGAGACGGAAAAGAGCACAUAAUAUAUAUCGAGAUGGCAUGUAACGGAAUGUUCGGAAAUGCGCCAGGCGGAGAUUCCAUCCAACCACCAGACCCAAACAAAUACUUCCAAUUGAGCAAAGCGGAAAUUGUUGCCGUCAAUAUCGAGGCACGGCACCUCUACAUUGAUAUGUGGGAAAUUGGCGAUGCCGCGAGGGAAUUUCCAUCAGAUUCAUGGGAACAGCACAAAGCUUUGAAGGUUGCCAAUCAGAUAGUUGAUGCUUUUGAAUUGGGUAGUCAAGAUUCAAUCCUCAGGGGUCGUAAAAUCGCCCAGGGUUAUCUAGGCAAAAACGCCAGCUCAGCAGAGGUAUACAAGUCUGGAACUGAACCUAUUGUUUACGGCAUUGGUCACUGUCACAUUGACACUUGUUGGCUUUGGCCAUGGGCUGAAACGAAGAGAAAGGUAGCCAGGUCUUGGUCAAAUCAGUGCGAUUUGAUGGACAGGUAUCCUGAGCAUCGCUUUACUUGUUCCCAGGCACAACAGUACAAGUGGCUCAAACAGUAUUAUCCCUACGUAUUUGAUCGCGUCAAGGAUAAGAUCAGAAAGGGAACUUUCCAGCCAGUUGGAGGUAGUUGGGUUGAGCACGAUACGAAUAUGCCAAGUGGAGAAUCUCUUGUUCGCCAGUUUGUGUACGGUCAGCGAUUUUUCGAAAGCAAUUUUGGAGAGCGUUGCAAAACAUUCUGGCUACCAGAUACUUUUGGUUAUUCAAGUCAACUGCCACAGUUGUGUCGAUUGGCUGGUAUGACCAGAUUCUUCACACAAAAGUUGAGUUGGAACAACAUCAACAAAUUCCCUCAUACCACCUUCAAUUGGGUGUCUCUUGAUGGAAGUCAAGUCAUUUGCCACAUGGCUCCUGCUGAGACCUACACUGCGGAGGCCAAUUUUGGCGAUGUCAAACGAUCAGUCACUCAGCACAAAUCCAUGGAUCAAGAUGAAACUUCUCUUCUCGUCUUUGGAAAGGGUGACGGCGGUGGAGGGCCAACCUGGGAACAUUUGGAGAAACUCCGACGUUGCCGCGGAAUGUCUGAUACGAUCGGUCUCCUACCCAGAGUUCACAUGGGAGAAGGUGUUGAAGACUUCUUUGAUCGACUCGAGAAGAGGGUAUCUGAAGGUCUCGAUUUUGUCACCUGGUAUGGAGAGCUAUACUUUGAGCUGCAUCGAGGCACAUAUACUACUCAAGCCAACAACAAAAAGAACAAUAGAUUCUCUGAGAUCAUGCUUCGAGAUAUUGAGCAAUUGGCUACUUUUGCGAGCAUCAAGCCCGGGUUCAAAUAUCCAAAAGAAGACAUAGACGAUAUGUGGGAGGCUGUUUUACUCUGCCAGUUUCACGAUUGUCUACCUGGUAGCUCAAUUGAAAUGUGUUACGAUGACAGUGAUGAGGUAAGUUGCACCUACACGUUAUGGAAGUAGAAUACUAACACCAAUUAAGCUUUAUGCCAAGGUGUUCAAGACGGGACAGAAGAUAUUGAAAGAGCUACAAUACUCAUUGGGUAUCCAGGCUGUCUUGAAUCCAAAGACCAAGGAAAACCUUGUUGCUUUGAACACCUUACCUUGGCAUCGAAGAGAACUGAUUUCGAUCGGAGAGAACCAAGCUGGUGUUGCUUGUGGAGAAGGAAAUCUGCUCAACAUCAAAAUUUUCAAGAUUACGGAAACACCUGAGGUUACUGUCAAGGAAACCAAGAAAGGUGUUUUUGUCCUUCAAAACGAUCAACUUCGUGUCGUCGUCGAGGAGGGAUAUAUCAGCUCCAUCUAUGAUUUCAUUGCCGAAAGAGAAGUCAUUGCCAAGGGUGGCAAGGCUAAUCAACUUGUUAUCUUUGAUGAUAAGCCGUUGUAUUGGCAAGCUUGGGACGUCGAAGUUUAUCACUUGGAUUCCAGAAAAGAGCUUUCUCCAGGCACUACCAAGAUUGUCCAGAGUGAUGCUCAUAAAGUCAGUGUUAUGACUGAAACCAAGAUUAGCGAAGACAGUUGGAUCAAAACAUACAUCAGCUUGUCAGCCGCUUUCAAGGGCCAACAGUCUUAUGUUGAGAUGCAUGCAGAAGUCGAAUGGCACGAAAGCAUGAAGUUUCUCAAGGUCGAGUUUCCAGUUGACGUUAGGAACACUGAAGCCUCCUACGAGACCCAAUUUGGAAUUGUUCGAAGGCCAACUCAUUACAAUACCACGUAAGUUCUCCGCCAUGAUGAUUGAGCAUGUUUACUAAUAUAGAGCAGCUGGGAUAUGGCCAAAUUCGAAGUUUGUUGCCACAAGUUUGCCGAUCUUUCUGAGCAUGGUUAUGGUGUAUCAAUCCUCAAUGACAGCAAGUAUGGUUUUGCUACCUGUGGUAAUCUUAUGCGUUUGUCGCUCCUUCGAGCUCCUAAGGCACCUGACGCUCAUGCUGAUAUGGGCCGACAUACCAUUCGUUGGGCCAUCCUUCCUCAUCAAGGAGAUCUUGGAUCUACCACUGUUCGUACCGCAUAUAAUUUCAACAACCCGCUGAAACUCGCUCAAUCGCCAGAGCCUCUCAAGCCAAGUGCAUUUAGCAAUCCCAUCAAACUAACUGGUAAUCCUUCUUUGAUCCUUGAUACUAUCAAGAGGGGCGAAGACGAUUCCGACGUUUCCCGAGGAGAAUUCUCCAAGAGGAAAGGAAAGAGCGUCAUCUUGCGCAUUUACGACAGUCUUGGAGGAACAAGCAAGGGAAGAAUUGAAACGACCUUGGAUGUGAAGAAAGUUUGGAAGACCAAUAUUUUGGAGGAUGAUGAGGAAGAAUUGGAAAUUGAAUCUGGCAAAGUGGAUAUCACUCUCCGACCAUUUGAAGUUGCUACUUUCAGACUGCAAUUGUGAAUGCUGGAAUUGGAAAUUGGUUGAUGGAUUAUGGAUUAUGGAUUAUGAAAGGAUACGAGUUUUUAGGAAGAGGAUGAGAAAAGUAUGGCAUUAUGAGGAAAUGAAAAUUGGUAGGAGCGACUUUUAUUGAUUGGAGUAUUGUUCAUAUGGUUUUGCGGCACAGUUGAGGCACAGAAUGUUAAAAAUUGUGAUCUGUAGCGUGAUGCUACAAGGGUUGGACUUCGCCCCGCAUCAUUAUGAAUUGGAUGCCGCAUUUGUUAGUUGGUGCCGCUGGACCGGAGGGUUCAGUGGAUAACGAUGGACCGUGAAUUUACCGGUAUUCCUACUCCAUGAAUGCGAGGUUCUAGGUAGUAAUUGAUUUUAUUACGAGUACGAAUCGGCAUGCAUGGCUUCUACAGGCUGACUGUUGUAUUGUAGAAGCCUAUGAUGUGGUAGAAGUGGG
Molecule: messenger RNA, 4099 nt
Organism: Hymenoscyphus albidus
Lineage: Eukaryota; Fungi; Ascomycota; Leotiomycetes; Helotiales; Helotiaceae
Source: the annotation of a GenBank genome assembly